Messenger RNA from Macroventuria anomochaeta, 1057 nucleotides. RefSeq lists its product as uncharacterized. The coding region runs from base 478 to 834 and encodes 118 amino acids. The transcript has a single exon. Lineage: Eukaryota; Fungi; Ascomycota; Dothideomycetes; Pleosporales; Didymellaceae. The record is from RefSeq and is a predicted model, not a curated record.
GAACAAAACCCAACAAUCAAUAAAUUCAUCACUCAUCCUAAGCUCAGCCACUUCAUGGAUCAAGAACCAUGUAAGCAGGCCUUAGAUUUGAUAGUAAGCACUAAUCACAUGGCGAGUUCUCCGAGUUGAUACAGCAUAGCCUUCUAGAUCUGGAAGGGUCCGUGAGCGAGAUACAUUGUGAGAGCAUGGGCGUAUUGUACAUUUAGCCGUCAGGCCUUCAACUAGAACUUACAAGGGAGGGCUGUUAAGAAACUAUAAGAAGCAAGCCACGGGAACAGGAUAUGGUUUUAUAAUUGUGCUCUUCAUCUUGUCCAAGAUACCUCCAGUCGCUCUAUACUCAGUCUAUAAUUGAAAGUACUCUAGAUUCUAGAUAAUCAACCUCUUCCUCCGGUUACCUUUAGCAGGUAAGAAUAUUGACGAUUCCCUAGAUAACUUAGUAGCAUAUGAGGGCCUUAACUGACAAGAUAACUCCCAGCCAUGCAUUUCACCUCAAUGCUCGCCUCUACUAUUGUUAGCCUCGGCCUCGCUAGCCUCGCUGCUGCCGAUCGCCUAACCCUGGACUACAACUGCGGCCUCACUCACUGCCACCACGAUACCUGGUAUGAGACCGACUUCGACUCCUUCUCCGUUGACUAUUAUGGCGGCUGCGGGAGGCCUAAUAUCCCUUAUAUGCAGGAGCUCUGCAUCGAUGAGGGCAAACAGAGAGCCCACUUCCGCUUCGAGGGCCAGGGCAGGCGCUGCAUGAAGCUUGAAGAACACCAGGAUGGUGGUUGUGACGGCUGGAACACCUGCGCUACCAAUAUUUACACAGAGACUCCCUGUACCUGGAGCUGAUCUAUCGCGGGUCGUGAGGAGAUUAUUGCGAAGGGGCCUCUUCGUGUCCUGAGUGGUUUCUUUCCCAUUUAUUCAGAGGCCUUUUGAGUGUCAUGGAGAGACCUGGCUUGGUGUCACGGUUUGGGGUGCUCCUGCCGGUCGUACCUCACUUGCCAUGAGAGUGACUGCCACAUCACACUGUUCGUAGCUUCACCCAAUACAACCUCAGUUCAAUCCUUCAAUA